UUAAUCUGGCAAUACUUUUGCUGUCAAUUUAACAAAUAAAUAUAUAUGUACAUAUAAAAAACUAAAAAGUUCGUGGUUUAUUAUGAAAUUUUUAUAAUUCCUCGGUUAAUAAGUGAAUAAUAAUUAUGCUCCAGUCCGUCAGAUCUGCUGUCCAAUCAGCAUCACAACUACUAUACCAGGGUAGGUAUCCAAUUUCUAAGAUGUAUUAUCGUCUGGUAUCAAAUAUUCCCAAACAACCGUCUAAUGAGAUUUCAAACGAACCAAUAAAGUUUUUUGGAAGCAAAGCUGCAACCUGGCGUGCACGUGAUACGAGAAGUGGCGGUUCUGAGGACACCUUAUGGUUUCAACCUUAUGUCAUUUCUGGAAGUUUGGCUGUAUUUUUACUAUAUUUCUGCGUACUUCGGGAAGAAAAUGAUAUAGACAAACGACUAGAAGGUAAUCUGUUUGAUCAAGUUGCGGGUCUGGAAGAAGUACAACUUACCGUAAAUUACAAAUAUAACAGAGAGAAUGGUUUGGACACUUCAGAAAUUGAAAAACGAUUACUAGAACUAGGAGUCGACAUUAAGCUUUUAGAUAUACGCUAAGAAUGAUUGAUACUAAUUGAAUACGAUGAUAGUAGCGUACAGUAACUAAAACUAAAUGAUGUAAGUUUUCAAAGUGCCUCAUGGUAUUUUAUUUUUAUUUGAAAAUAAAACAAUUAUGUUAAAAAUGCCAAA
Molecule: messenger RNA, 716 nt
Organism: Bactrocera dorsalis (oriental fruit fly)
Lineage: Eukaryota; Metazoa; Arthropoda; Insecta; Diptera; Tephritidae
Exons: 2
Coding region: 126-584 (152 amino acids)
Source: RefSeq, a predicted model, not a curated record